Molecule: messenger RNA, 1440 nt
Organism: Recurvomyces mirabilis
Lineage: Eukaryota; Fungi; Ascomycota; Dothideomycetes; Mycosphaerellales; Teratosphaeriaceae
Exons: 2
Coding region: 1-1440 (479 amino acids)
Biological process (GO): transport
Cellular component (GO): membrane
Molecular function (GO): transporter activity
Source: RefSeq, a predicted model, not a curated record
AUGCUCAUUCCGACCCAAACACCGGCGGAGAGGCCGUUCUCUCUCGAACACGCCAUGCUGCAUAUGCGAGCUUUGGGAUUCGCUAGUACUUCCAACAUCACCUGCGCAGCACCUCAGCCUGGCCUCGUCGGCGAGCCUAUCACUGGUUCCUUGACCUUUCACCACAUCAUGAUCCUGAUAGCGGCUGCAUGUAUGGGUGUCACAGUCCUCAGCACGAUCUACGCAUCUUGGACCCAUCUCCAUCGAUACACUAUACCACAGGAGCAACGUCAAAUCCUGCGCAUCAUUAACUUGCCUGCGGCAUACAGUAUCUUCAACUUCCUCGCACUGCUAUUCUACAACGACUACUACUACAUAGCACCAAUCGCCGGAGUAUACGAGGCCUUCACAGUUGCUGCGCUUUUCCUGCUGAUGCUCGAAUUCGUUUGCCCGGAUGGAACAGAUCGGGAAAAGUUCUUCGACGCUCUGCCUGCAGUGGACAAGAAAGGCAAUCCGGUUGGUGGUGGCAGUUUGCCAUGGUUCAAGCGAACCUGGGCGCAGGUUUUCCAGUACCCUCUCAGUAAACUGGUCUUCGUCGUCAUCCAGAUUGUGACGCAGUACUACCACGUGUACUGCGAGAACUCCUUCAGCCCGAAGUACGCUCAUCUCUGGCUGACGAUCGCCGAUUUCCUGUUCGUUGGUGGCGCGCUGGGAGCUACCAUCAAGUUCGUUCAGCGCAUGGGGAAGGCCAAGGCUUUCAACAUAAACCAGAAAAUACGAGCGAAGGUCUACUCGUAUAUAGGCAUACUGGUGUUCCAGAUGCUGCAGGAUAUUGUGUUCGGCCUCCUCAAUGGCAAGCUAUUUAACCCUUCUAAAAAGGUCACCUAUAACGACAUCAACUUCGGCAUCCCGGCUUUCCUCACAUGUUUGGAGACAGCCAUAUUCUCCUUCAUCUUCAUGUGGGCUUAUAGCUCCAAGGAGUACUCUGAAGGCCGUCGCAUGGAUCGUUUCGGCCAAGCGCCAGCAACACGCACUAAGACCUUCAAGGCCAUCUUCGAUGCUCUGAACCUGUCGGACAUUGUUGCCGGCACAGUGAUUGCGAUUGGAUCGCUAGUCAUGCGUAUUCAGAGUCGAUAUGGUGGCAGCUCGACGCCACAGCGCGAGAAGCUCAUGCAGGAUGGGGUGGGCAUGGAGCCAUUGUCAAAUCGCAACCGCAUGCGUGGCUACAGUGGAGGAUCAGACUUCGACGACCAGUACACCCCGCCACUGGACACCCAGUAUGACGGCCGCACGACAUACGCGCCUGCCAUGCCACAGGCCACGCGCGAUCCCUCGCCUCCAGAUCGUACGAGGACGUUUCGAGCGGAUGGGUUGAGACCACAGGAGUAUCAGCCUUUGACACGGUCGAGAGAUCAUAGUCCUAGCGGUGGGGCAGAACAGUACCCAAGGAACAUGGUCUAG